Molecule: messenger RNA, 2555 nt
Organism: Acipenser ruthenus (sterlet)
Lineage: Eukaryota; Metazoa; Chordata; Actinopteri; Acipenseriformes; Acipenseridae
Gene: slc35a1
Product: solute carrier family 35 member A1
Exons: 8
Coding region: 263-1273 (336 amino acids)
Biological process (GO): pyrimidine nucleotide-sugar transmembrane transport
Cellular component (GO): Golgi membrane
Molecular function (GO): pyrimidine nucleotide-sugar transmembrane transporter activity
Source: RefSeq, a predicted model, not a curated record
CAUCAAGACACAGCUUCAGAACGUCGCUUCUGCUGGGAGCAAAGCAUGCCGGGAAUGGUGUUCGGGCAUGCGGAACUGUAUGAAUUUCAGUGAACUGUGUAAGAUGCGAGCAUGUUGACAUUCUUCUGUUAUUACCAGUGGUCUACGGGCGUUUGCCACAUUACCUGGGAAAACCAGUCGAAAUGCAAAUAUUGCACAGGUUUCACUGAAGAUCUCUUCGCUGCUUAGUAUCUUAAAGACGUGAUAUAAAAUAUACACAACCAUGGCGAACGAACAUGCGAGCAUCCUGUUCAAGCUGUAUUGCCUGACAGUGAUGACACUGGUGGCAGCGACCUACACUGUGGCAUUGCGUUACACAAGAACAGUUUCAUCGCAAUUGUACUUCUCCACCACCGCAGUGUGUAUCACUGAAAUUAUUAAGCUCUUCAUAAGUAUUGGGCUUCUAGUCAAAGAAACUGGAAGUGUUGGCAGAAUGCUGUCCUCAAUCAGAGAACAUGUAUUUGGAAGCCCCAAAGAGCUGCUCAAGCUGAGUGUCCCAUCUCUAGUAUAUGGCAUUCAGAACAAUAUGGCCUUCGUGGCACUAAGCAAUCUCGACGCAGCUGUGUACCAGGUGACGUACCAGCUGAAGAUCCCGUGCACGGCUCUCUGCACUGUGCUCAUGUUGAACAGGUCUCUCAGCAAGCUGCAGUGGUUUUCUGUCUUCAUGUUGUGUGGAGGGGUCACAUUAGUCCAGUGGAAACCUGCAGAGGCAUCCAAUAUUCAGGUUGAACAGAACCCCUUAUUAGGUUUUGCCGCUAUUGCAAUUGCUGUUUUGUGCUCUGGAUUUGCAGGCGUCUACUUUGAGAAAGUCCUGAAGAGUUCCGACACGUCUCUGUGGGUGCGGAACAUUCAGAUGUACCUGUCUGGGAUUGCGGUGACGCUGGCAGGAGUCUAUAUGACUGAUGGCGCCCAGGUGAUUGAAAAGGGCUUUUUCUACGGCUACACGCCGUGGGUCUGCUUUGUCAUCUCUUUGGCCAGUGUUGGUGGUUUGUACACAUCGGUGGUUGUGAAGUACACCGAUAAUAUUAUGAAAGGGUUUUCUGCUGCAGCUGCCAUCAUUCUUUCUACCAUUGCAUCUGUGAUCCUCUUCGGUUUACAAAUCACUGUCAGCUUUGCUACUGGUGCCUUGCUUGUGUGUGUUUCUAUAUACAUGUAUGGCUUACCGAAGCGAGACACAACAAAUCUUGGAACUGAAAGCUCCAGUAAAUCCAAGGAGAAGCUGCUAGCUGUGUGAGCUCAUCCGGAGCGCUGGGGGAGCGGAUCCAUGAGUCAGGCGCUCGGGAGUCUCCAGCAGGAACGUUUUUCUCUUUACAAACUGCAGAGGGCACAGCAUUGUGGCAGUGCAGUGGUCUUCAACAGAAUCAUUAGACUUUUGUUCUCUGGAUAAAGGCUGAAAAAGUUUCCUGUGUUGGGGACAUAACGGUGAUUGCCAUAAUAUGUCAAGAAAUAUUCAUAUUAUGAUUUUUUUUUAAUUAUUAUUUUUUUAAAUAUGAAGGUGAAAAGAUCAGCUGCACGAAUGGUCCAGGAGUUUAAAUUUGUUUUAAACAUGCCACUUUAAAAAAAAAAAAAAAAAAAACUUGUUUUUGCCAUUUCUGAUUAGACUAAAAGUAAUACCUGAAUUCCUUGCCAGAAGAGAGAAGCAUGUAAGAGCAUUUUAAAAACGCAUACCCACAUCCAACCUGUUUCCUGUAGACAGGUAAGAUUAAAAACACAAGCACUACAGAGAAUGUUUUUUUUUUAUUACAAAACAAAGGUGUAGUCACUGAUAUGGUUUCAUGUGGCAAUUUAAUGUUAAAAAAAUAUAUAUUCAUGCGCGUUUACAUGUAUUAACUAUUUCAGUAUUUUUUACUUUAAAACGUUGCAUGAAAGCAUUAAGACAAACCUAGGGGGUGUGAUUGACACAGUCUGAGUAAUGCAGUCUGCAGCUGUGUGGAUUGUGCAUAACGUCACGCCGUGGCUGUGAUUUUAAGAGGCAGCCCCCCAAUACCUCUGGAAAACAUUUUUUUUCAUUAAAUGGUGUCACAAUUGCAGACAAGCAAGUUGGAAAAGAGCUGCUUACUGUCUAUGUGUGGUGGACCUGGAAUCAUUCUGCAUGUGUUGUGCUUUGCAGAAAAUGGGCCAGAAACUGUACUGUCAAUAACAAUAAAAUUAUUCACAUUAAAUUUGAAAUUGUUUUAAACUACAGCACACCAGCUUGGUAAUGAUACAAGCUGGUGCAGAGAGGGAAAGAAAAACUGAAUGUGUCAAGAUAUGGAGCGAAGAAAUACAGCCCGAUCCUCGCCUCCAUGGUACAGGGCCAGGGCUUGUGUUUACAUUUCAUGUUCUGUUUUGCACACAUUUGAGAAUGUUAUUUUAAUUGUUAUGGAUUGAUUUGUAAAGCCUCAAACUGUAAUUUAUGAAAAGUUGAAUAACAAGGUACUAUUUACAAAGCUUUGUAAAUGGAGCGCUCUUUUCUUUAUCCCAGAAGGAAGCUUGAUGACGUGGUUUAAAAUAAAUAUUUGUGUUCCUCCUCCAAA